Patiria miniata (bat star) is the source of this 2482-nucleotide messenger RNA. RefSeq lists its product as uncharacterized. The transcript has 9 exons. The record is from RefSeq and is a predicted model, not a curated record. Lineage: Eukaryota; Metazoa; Echinodermata; Asteroidea; Valvatida; Asterinidae. Gene Ontology annotation, molecular function: protein binding. Gene Ontology annotation, biological process: signal transduction. Bases 1 to 1959 code for a protein of 652 amino acids.
AUGCCUCAGCCCAAAGGAGACUUGGUCUUCUUCGUUGUCCAUCAGAGACAAGACGAUCCUACUGAGAUUGUAGCGCAUCUCGUCAAGCCGGACGGAAUGGAAGAUCUCAAGUCCUACAUGACGGAGAGCGGGUACAAAUUAUGUGAAUCGACCAGGACAGAACCUUUUAAGGCCAUGACUAGCGAGACAUUCUACAUUCGUCUCGUCGGAGAUUUGGUCGUCAACACUUUCGGCAACCCUAGCUAUCGCAGGGACCGCCUCCAGCUCAAAUGGUUACGUAAUCGAGUCAACAGGAAGGACUUCUUCGUUGAGGGCGUCUACAGGGGGCGUUUCCAAGCCGAUUACAGUGGGAAGGUCCUCCUGCAUCGUCUCACGGUGCACGCUGGGACGACUAACCGAGGAAGCGGGAGACAGUUUACUCUGAAUAACCUGGAGAGCAUUCUGGGAGAUGUGGUGUCGUCAUCAAAGAUGGCCAUUCCGAAGGAAAGAGAACAUCCUGCUCCUCCUGAAAUCCAAGACAGUUUCACUGAAGAAGAGGUCGUUAAAGACGUAGUCAUCCGAACCAUCUCCAAGGAUAUUCCCAAGAACUGCGUGGUGCCUCUCGCUAUGCACCUCUUCGGUCUCUCCGAGGUUGAAAUCCUAAACCUUAGUCUCCUCCCGCAUCACCGAGACUUUGAUGAGCAGCGCUACGCCGUUCUGGAAAAGUGGAUGUUAACGAUGGGAGAGGAGGCUACCUUUACCAAGCUGAUUGAAGCUUUCAGGGCCGUCAAGAUGACGUCAGCAGCCAUCAAUCUCAACAAGAACUUGCUGACCAAUGAGCGCUUGAAAUCGGUUGCUAAGGGACUGCCUGGCGACCUCCAACCUCUAGCUGACGCCGUCAAAGUCGAUCUCGAGGAAUCUCGUCAGAACUACGUGGACGAGCUUAACGACCAUAAGUUUCAGAUAUUGUACAGAUGGCGCGAGGACUCUUUCGAGACUCUCAGAAAGAGGGCGUCUCAUACCAAGCUGUUGAGAGCAAUGCGCAAGUGCGGAAUGGAACUAGCGGCCGACAGAUGCACGCUCAUUAGCUCAGUGGAUGCACGUGACGUCGUUCUACUUCGCGUCAUCUCCAAAGACGCCAGCCGCGAGACCAUUUACCGCCUGGUACGUCGGUUGGGUCUGACGGAGGAACAAAUUGACGGCUUCACCAGAGAACACGGACAGGACUUCAACAAGAAACUGUUCCUCCUGAACUCCCUAGUCGCAUGGAAGGACAGCGAUGGGAAGGGCGAAGGGGCCAGGUUUGAAGAUCUCAUGUACGAAAUGGAGGCGGUCGGAUUGAGACAAAAUGCGGAUAUCUUGGAUGAAGAACUCGUCAAGGAUAAACGUUUUAGGUUUGCGGCUACGCAGAUCGAAAAUGACAUGAUGCAGCCGUUAGCGGACGAACUCCGUGUUGAUACCAAACCAAUGAUGAUCGAUUACGACGGCGACUUUCUAGCCGAAUUGGGCUACAGACUAUUGGUGCGCUGGAAAGAGACAAGGGGCAAAUACGCCUCACACACGGAGCUGCUGAAGGCUCUGGAAGGCGCCGGGUUGGGCGCCCUCGGGGUGGACGUGGAUAAGAUGGGAUCUGUGAACAUCGAUAAAGGUGCGAUGUGCGAUUUUUGCCUCCGAUAUGUCACAAGUUGGAUCCACGUCAGCCGCGCCCAUGAGUGGCCCUCCGUGGUCCAGAACAUCCCCUCAAACGUCACCCAAGGCCUGGACAAACGCACGGUGGAUCUCAUCAAGAGACAGCAGAGAGAUCCGUGCGACCAGAUGGCCAGGGCUUUGAUGGUUUGCAGGGAGAGGGGUGUGUUCAAAACGGCAGGGGCACUGGUCAACAGAUUGAUUGCUUGUGGGUUUGAGAAGACCGCCCUCAUGCUGCUGGAUGUGUCCAGGUCACAGUAUUACUGCACAACACUGCGGCUGGAGGACGUCUAGCAAGAAUUUCCAACAUUUGAACUCUAGAGAGCGCCCUCUGUUGAUAGUAAUCAAUUUUUGGCAGGUGCAAAAAUGCAAAGCUGUUUAUGAAGUGAUUUUGUAGAAGAAUUUUCAGGUAAAUGAUGAUGUCCAAAAAUCUGAAGCCUUUUUUUCAAGAACAAAAAAAGGUAGGUGGCACUUCAAAUGAAAGGCAAAUUUUUAAAUGAGCAACAGUUAGGCUGGUCCAAUGACACAAUUAUUGCCCAACAUAGUGCUUACAGUAAUGCCAUCUAUGCAAUGACUCCUGGGAACAAGACCAAGAUGUCGUCCUUAACAUGUUAGGAAGUCAACACUGUUUUGAUGUGAUGAGGUUUUGCACUGAGACUGCACCCUUUCCACUACCUUGUCUAAGGAGCAAAUUGUUUUCUUUGAAGAAAUUUUAUGUAUUUUAUAAAAUUAUGACAAUCAUUUUGUGAAAAUCUUUAUUUCAAGUGUGAAUCCUUUUCUGAAUAGCAAUUUGACCUUGAAAUUUCAGCAUCAUUUU